Indicator indicator is the source of this 2202-nucleotide messenger RNA. RefSeq names its product plakophilin 1 (gene PKP1). Gene Ontology annotation, molecular function: cadherin binding. The record is from RefSeq and is a predicted model, not a curated record. The coding region runs from base 1 to 2202 and encodes 733 amino acids. Gene Ontology annotation, cellular component: plasma membrane; nucleus; adherens junction. Lineage: Eukaryota; Metazoa; Chordata; Aves; Piciformes; Indicatoridae. The transcript has 13 exons. Gene Ontology annotation, biological process: cell-cell adhesion; cell-cell junction assembly; intermediate filament bundle assembly.
AUGCUCCACUCUCCUCUCAAGACAGCCUUGGCCUAUGAGUGCUUCCAAGACCAGGCCAGCUCCACGCUGGCUCUGCCCUCGGACCACAAGCUGAAAACUAAGGGCACAGGGAAGCAGAGGGUCCAGGAGCAGGUGAUGAUGACAGUGAAGAGGCAGAAGCAAAAGUCGUCUGUGUCGUCCAGCGUGGGUCACUCCAACAGAGGUUCCAUGUAUGAUGGGUUGGCUGAUGGCUAUGGCUAUGGCACCUCCCGGGGCAGCUACUACACCAAAAGCCAGACAGCAAACAGCAGCUGGGGCUAUCCGCUGUACAACGGGACCCUGAAGCGGGACGUGGAGAACAGGCGCUACAGCUCCUACAGCCAGAUGGAGGGCUGGGGCAGCAAGCACUACAGCAAGGCUGUCUGCAGCCCUGCCAGGGCUGGCAGUGACUACUGCUUCGUGCAGAACAUCAAGAGCAGCCGCAGCGAGCCUGACCUCUACUGCGAACCGCCCCGGGGCACCCUGCGCAGGAGCCAGGGGGGAGGCCGGGCCGAGCACAAGGCCACCCUGAACCGCCAGAGCAUCUACAGCAGCUGCAGCACCCAGCAAGGGACUACCAGGACAAGUAAAAAAAUGCCAGCCCGGGCCCUCUCCUGCCCCUCCAGCAACAAGGCAGAUGUGGUCUAUGCCCAGCCCAUGAUGAGCUGCAAGCAGGAUGUUUAUGGACAGACCCAGUCCAGCUCCAAGAUCUGUGGUGAUGAGCUGGAUGGUGGCACCAUGACCAUCCAGAAAGCCAUACAGCUCCUCUGCUCCUCUGAUGACAAAUACCAGGCCAUGGGUGCCUACUACCUCCAGCACACCUGCUUCCAGGACGAGUCUGCUAAGCAAGAGGUCUACCGGCUGGGGGGCAUCGCCAAGCUGGUGGAGCUGUUGCGCAGCACCAACCAGAACGUGCAGAGGGCAGCAGCUGGGGCCCUGAGGAACUUAGUCUUCAAGAAUCCAACCAACAAGAUCGAGACCCGGCGGCAGAACGGGAUCAGGGAGUGCGUGGGGCUGCUGCGCAGGACGGGCAACACCGAGAUCCAGAAACAGCUGACAGGACUGCUCUGGAACCUCUCCUCCACUGAUGAAUUAAAAGAAGAGUUGAUCCAGGAGGCCCUCCCUGUGCUGACAGACUGUGUUAUCAUCCCUUUCUCUGGCUGGUCUGAUGGUAGCUGCAACAGGACAAGAGAAAUCAUUGACCCAGAAGUAUUCUUCAAUGCUACAGGAUGCUUGAGAAACCUGAGCUCAGCAGACAUGGGACGCCAGACCAUGAGGAACUACCCUGGCCUGGUGGAUUCUGUCAUGACUUACUCCCAGAACUGUGUGGCUUCCAACCGGCCUGACGACAAGUCUGUGGAGAACUGCAUCUGCAUCCUGCACAACCUCUCCUACCGCCUGGAUGCUGAAGUUCCCAACAAAUACACCCAGCUCAACCACAUGGCCCGCAGUGUCUACAUGGACAAAACUCUCACAGGCUGCUUCAACAGCAGGAGUGGCAAAAUGGAGAACGAUGAGUACGGAGUCCCCCUCCCCGAGGAGGAUUUCAAACCCAAAGGACCCAGCUGGCUGUACCACUCCGAUGCCAUCCGUACCUACCUGUCCCUGAUGGACCAGAGCAAGAAGGAUGCCACCUUGGAAGCUUGUGCUGGAGCUCUGCAGAACCUCACUGCGAGCAGAGGGCUGAUGUCCAAUGCCAUGAGCCAGCUGAUCGGGCUGAAGGAGAAGGGUUUGCCUCGCAUCGCGCGGCUGCUGCAGUCCAACUGCUCCGACGUCGUCCGCUCCGGGGCCUCCCUGCUCAGCAACAUGUCCAGGCACCCUGUGCUCCACAAAACCAUGGCUCACCAGGUGCUGCCAGAUGUAUCACGUCUCCUGUCAUUCCAGUCUGGAAACACCAACAGCUAUGGGGAGAUCAUGACAUCAGCUUGUUACACUCUGAGGAACCUCAUCAUGUCCAACCCACACCUGGGAAAGUCUUACCUGACAAGCAACAUGCUCAAUAAUGUAGUGAACCUGUGCCGAAACGGCUCCUGUCCCAAGGCAGCUGAAGCUGCUCGCCUCCUCCUGACAGACCUUUGGUCCAACAGGGAGCUCCAGAGUGUGCUCAAGCAGCAAGGCUUUGAUAAGAACAUGAUGGGUUCUCUAGCUGGAACGACCUUCAGGACCCUCUCCUCCAGAUUUUAG